This is a messenger RNA of Geodia barretti, 402 nucleotides long. Lineage: Eukaryota; Metazoa; Porifera; Demospongiae; Tetractinellida; Geodiidae. The record is from the annotation of a GenBank genome assembly.
AUGAAGCAUAGUCAGAUACGGGUUCUGAUCGCCAAGCCGGGGCUGGACGGCCACGACCGCGGCGCCAAGGUGAUCGCCAGGGCGCUGCGCGAUGCCGGAUUCGAGGUGAUCUACACGGGCAUACGCCAGACGCCCCAGAUGAUCGCCGAGGCCGCCUUGCAGGAGGAUGUGGAUGUCGUCGGUCUGUCGAUCCUCAGCGGCGCGCAUAUGACGCUCUGCCCCAAGGUGGUCGAACUGCUCCAUGCCCAGGGUCAGGAAGAUGUGUUGGUGCUUUUGGGCGGCAUUAUUCCUGACGAGGAUGCCGCCCAACUGAAAGCCGCCGGCGUUCACGCGGUCUUUGGGCCGGGCACGUCCUCGGCCGAGAUCAUCGCUUUCAUCCGAACUGCCGUGGCCAGUGGAUAG